UCUCUGACCCAGAUCUCUGACCCAGAUCUCACACGGCGGACGAUCUGGACUGAGUUCCGAUUGACCACAUCUUCCUGUCGAGCGUUGCUACUCGUUCACUCUUAAGGUCUCUCCUCUCACCCCUCGCUCAUCCGCCUGCCUGGGUGGCUCGUCCAAUCGAUUCGGCAACAACAGAGCUCGACUCCGUCCAAGUCUUCGCCAGCACAUCCACUCCGCCGCAGCAAUGUCCUUUGCCCCCAUCCAGCGCCCGCAGGCUGACGAGGAUGAGGAUGAUCUGCUUCUUCUUCAAGAGCAGUUCCUCCAGUCCAAGGAUGCCCGUGCCCCUGCCGCAACCGUCGUGCGUGCUGCCCCGCCUCGGAUUGCUUCCAAGACUACUCCGCUAGAGCGACAGACGGCGGAUACCUCGUCGGCCUCCGAAGCCAGCCGCAGCGCACCCAUGCCCCCACAGCCGUCCCCGGCCAUAGUCGAUGCUGUCCCCGCAAAGAAGAGUGUCUCGUUCGCACCCGAUCCCGAGCGGGAUGUCGUCGCAUUGAGCAGCUCGGGCGCCAGCCGACCAGCUGGUCCUGCGACUCCCACAAAGAAGAGAGUCUCGCUCUUUGCGGCACGGCGACAGCAACAGCGAGAGUCUCAGGCCGACAGCGACCGUGCCCCGUCCAAGACGAUCGAAAAUGCGGACGAGACUCUGGCGCACGUCUUCCACACCGUUACUGAGCGAUCGCCAGCAGAGGCGGAUGUCGUCCCGCCGAUCUUCAACGCUCCAAAGACCGGGUUCCCCGAGGUCCUCCACAGGUCGCAGGUUUCAGAGUCCCUGCACCGCACCUCGCGCCCGGCCGAGAACCAGAGAAAUCAGUCGCAUGCCAUCAAGUCCAUGUUCCAGACCAGCGCCGAGUACACACUCGACCAGGACAUCAACGCCGAAAACGUUGGCCGCCUGGAGUCCAUGUCCGCUGACGAGAUCGAGGCAGCGAGGGCAUCCAUUCUCGAAAAGCUCGAUCCCAAGAUCGUCGAGCUGCUGACCAAGCGAGCCCAGAAGCGCUAUACAGAAGACGAGCCCUCAGCGACGAGCGGAGACGAUGGCACACGGACUGUUGCUGCUGCUAUUCCGUCUCAGUCCGAGAGUGGAAUCGAGGAUCCUUCUACCACAGCCAUGACCAACAAACCAAGCGACGAUCUACUGGAUGUCCCUGAAGGAAAGCUUGAGGUCGAUAAACUGGAGUGGCUCCGAGACACUCCAUCCUAUACAUCCAAGGCCACGGUUUCGCCCACCGAGGACUCCUCGCAACUUCGGUUCAACUUCAGCGGCGCCUUGAUUGAAGACGCCGCCAGCGUUCCUGUCCACUUGGGCCUCCACCACCACGGCGACAGCCCAGAGCAGGCUGGAUAUACGAUAUCGGAGCUCAUGCUCCUCUCGCGGAGCACGGUUCCCUCUCAGCGAGUUAUUGCGCUGCGAACCUUGAACUCGAUUGUCGUCAACAUGAAAUCUGCGGCCUAUGACAAUGCCACUCGGUCCUUGAUUGGCGAUAGCCUCAUCGAGCUCAGAUUCGCCGUCAAUAUCCGUAUCGCCCUUGACGACACCAACGAAACCGUUCUCCUUGCUUCUCUUCGGACGUUGGUCUCGUACCUCGGAGCAUCUGAUGCUCCCACUGAGGCUCUCUUUGCUUCAGACUCGACCUCGGAAGACAUAUGGGACACGACCUUGCUGACCCGCUGUGGAUAUAGGGUCCUCGCACUGAGCCCGGACAGUAUGAGCGGCUUCGCUGCACGGUCCAAGGGCAUCCGCCAGCCCCAGCUGGCGACCGAUCAAAUGAGCGGCGGCGAGCAGCUGCCGGUGGUUGUCGACAGACUGAUGGAGAAAGACAUUAUCCUUGCGCUGCUCGAAACCAACAUUCUUGUCCGGUUCAAAUUUCUGCUCGAGACCCAGAAGCUGCCCUUGACCGGAGUUCGCUACAUCCUCGCGUGCAUCGGAGCCUUUGUGCGCCAUUCCUAUGGAGCAGCCAAGGCUGUUGCAGACUCCAAAGAUCUGCUCGAGGUCAUACGCAAGCGAUUUAUCGAAAGCGAAUGGCCUGCCCCUGCCGGCGACAAAGCGUCGUCCAUCCCGGCCGCCAUCAAGGUGUUUCGUCUGCUCUGCUUGACAUCCAGGGUGUUUGCCACAUCUGUGGCAUCAUCGGGUCUGGGCGAGUCGCUCAUGCGCUUCAUCGCCAUCCAUCCCGCCAAACUCAGUCCGGCACUGCGGUCGCUAGGAUUCCACUUGAUGGCUGAGUCGCUGGGCCUCGCUGGAGCGCUCUUUGCCUACGGAAUCGGCGCCCGUCUCUUUGCGGACUACCGGACCGUAUUUUUUGAGCUCGUCAAGUCGACUCUCUCGGAGCCCGCACAAAGUGAAUCCGAAACAACAUACGAUUUGCAGCGCUUCCAUCAGUCCCGCUGCGCCGUACUCGCGCUCAAGACGCUGUCCGAGUACACGUUCUCGUUCUUCAACCUCGUGAGCGACCCUAUGUCGACUGAUACUCUGCAGCCGUUCGUUCACAUUGUCUCGGCCUCCCUCAGCGACGGCGGCACGGCCAGCUUGAAAUCCGACCCUCUGGAUGUCCUGGUGAGGACGGCCAAGCUGGAUUUCCUGCGCUCCUAUGCGCAAAAGUUUGAUUCAUCGUCGGUGUUUCCGGGAUUCGUCACUGCGAUGCUAGACGCGAUUGAGCUCAAGCAUGGCACCAAAUCCAAGCUCUACACCGCUGUCAGCAGCCGUAUUUUGGACACGCCGGCAAGCUCGGCUGAUCUGCCCCAGCGGCACCACGCAUUCCGGCUCCACUCGGACCUCCAAGAUCGAUCGGAGAUCGAAUAUGCGCGCAAUCAUCUGCGACAGAGCAUCUACUAUGAUGGGGCAUCGGCCUUCCUGGAGUUUGCACAGACCCUCGCUCGCCUCGACGCACACGCCCAGGCCAUGUUCUUGUGGUUCACAACAGAGGCAAGCAACAAAGCCCUGCUGAAGCUGUCCGCGAAGCAGAGCAGUCGGCCUGAAGCGCUGGCCGGUUGGCAGCGCAUGUUUGGCCGUGGCCGAGUCGAUUUCAUCUAUCGCUACAUCUCGGCACUGUUGCUGGUGCAUCCCCUGAGCGCGUUUACAAAGGAUGAGGCUGUCUUUGUCUAUGAAACCAGCCUGGCGCUUGUAGCAGAGUUUCUCCCGGGCGACGAAUAUCCUGCAUCCCGUCUCCUCAGCAGCGUCGUGAUGCAUCCAGAGUGGCAGCAUGUGGCUCUUGGUCGCCCGAUGCCGUUGGACGAACAGGACGAGCUCAAGCGCCGAAAGCUCCACGAUGUCUACGACUACAACCUCUACGAAGACGAUGCCCUUGUCGAAUCCAAGGCCUUCUACCAGCAUCUCGGCGACCAGAUGGUGUCGUUUAUGCUCGAGACCGCGGGCCGCGCGCAGUAUCAGGGCCUCCCAGCCCCGGACAACUGGUUGUAUUCGGUCGUUGAAACCGUUUCAGACGAAGGCGCUGCGGCAGGACAGGCCCGCGAAGACUCGGGCGACCUGAUUGUCGAGUCUCUCGUCUUCACCGAGCACUUGGACUCGGCCCUUCCUCGCUGGACCCGAGUUGCUGGUCUGCAAAACUCCUUUGCCAAGCUCUUCAAGGUGUUUGUUCUCCCGCCCAUGUCAACGGAUGGAAUGCCCUCAAGCGAGAUCUUCAUGAGCGAAUCCGUGAGCAGCGCCCUAGACAAGGCGCUCGAUCGAUGGUGUCGGUUGUCCAACGAUGCAUCGGGCACCGAUGGCCACGACCUUGACAAGCUCAUGGGCGGACGAGGCCGAUUCUACCAGCUCUACCAGGGCGUCCUGGAACAAUACUGCGCCAGUUCCUUUGGCGACCCCGUGUUCUCGCGCUAUAUCGUCCUCCCCCUGUCGAUGCUGUAUCCAGCGGACUAUCGGAUCCUGUUUUGGCAGGAGCUUGUCGAGCAUGUUCCGAGCUUUCCUCUCACCAUAUCGCGCGUGCCCAGGCUUGCGAUGGCCCCGGACAACAGCCAGACCGGUCGUGAGUACCUCUAUCCGAUCGAAACCGAGCUCGCGGUGCUCUCGCUCUAUGCAAAGCGCCUCGCCGUCGGAAGCGUGAGCAAGACUCGGAGCCCGUUCCUCUACUGGCUUGCGGUGCAUCACCUCUCGGGCUUUUUGUUCUCAGACCCUCCUCCGGAUCGUGCCGCGCUGCGCAAGCUCAUCGGUUCUCCGCGUGAAGGACCACGCCAACUUCCUGAGGAGGUCGUGGCUGAGCUCCUCAACUACAAUCCCGACUGCAUCAGUGUUUGGACUGACAGCGUGCCAGCAGCCUCUCGUGCUGACGAUGGCGAAGCUUGGUCCCACAUCGCCGAGCGUCGCCGGCAACUGUGGCUGAGCAACUUUGGAGCAAACUCUGUUUAGCGGCUCGCAAACGAAACAGACCGUAUGCAGUCACAGCCAACGACUACUUCUCUCCAGGUCGCGAAUACACACAUUCAUUGUCGUCAACGA
Messenger RNA from Polychytrium aggregatum, 4486 nucleotides. RefSeq lists its product as uncharacterized. Gene Ontology annotation, cellular component: nucleus. NCBI's taxonomy places the organism in Eukaryota, Fungi, Chytridiomycota, Chytridiomycetes, Polychytriales. The record is from RefSeq and is a predicted model, not a curated record. Gene Ontology annotation, biological process: transcription by RNA polymerase II. The transcript is spliced from 2 exons. The coding region runs from base 224 to 4396 and encodes 1390 amino acids.